AUGCCUCCAUCCAAGUGCAUCAAAACAGAUGAAGUGCACAAGGAAGAACGGCCAGACACCAUGAUAGAAACCUCGAAACCAGUAUGGAAGAACAGUCAGCUUCCCCCUGGCUGUCUCAAUUCCAAUACCUGGCAUGGUGUGUUUAUUCUGACUAUCGCAUACGCUGCUGGUGGAGAGAACAUUGAUCCGUGGUACAUCGACAAUAAUAUGCUGGUCCGGAUCCUCAUGAAAGCCUGGAAGGUUGUGUACGGGAAGCUUUCAUCGACGGACAACCCUAUUUACAUUGGUAGUCCGGUCUAUGAUGUGUCCAAGCAGCGGUUGGACGAAUGGCGCAGUGGAUUUGGAUCUGCUGCUAUCAUGAUGAUGAUCAUGAGCCUCAUAGCAUCUAAGUCAAUUACUGCCGCUUAUGAGCGACAAUCUGAGUUUGCAAGGUACUGGCUUUAUGGGAUCCGUUUUCUUUUUGAAAAUGCUUCUUCCAAUGACAAGAAGGAGUGGACAGGAAUGUGGCAAUCAAUGUUCAUACUAGAAACAUUUUCCGUGCACCUGGUCUACACUCAAGGGUGUGUGCCUGUCGACGAACUCAGAAGCAAGGAACAGCUCUGUUGA
Molecule: messenger RNA, 606 nt
Organism: Suillus paluster
Lineage: Eukaryota; Fungi; Basidiomycota; Agaricomycetes; Boletales; Suillaceae
Exons: 3
Coding region: 1-606 (201 amino acids)
Source: RefSeq, a predicted model, not a curated record